Messenger RNA from Malania oleifera, 1222 nucleotides. RefSeq lists its product as uncharacterized. The record is from RefSeq and is a predicted model, not a curated record. The coding region runs from base 204 to 1094 and encodes 296 amino acids. Lineage: Eukaryota; Viridiplantae; Streptophyta; Magnoliopsida; Santalales; Ximeniaceae. The transcript is spliced from 2 exons.
CUAAAUUUCCAGGGAGUCAAAUUAUCAUCCGCUUCUCGAGUUUCCACGUCCACCCGACCCCACCAGUCGAUCUCUGCCGUCCGCUCCAAUGUCCUCACUUCAUCACACAAUGUCGUCACCAUCGCAACAUUAUUUCAACUCAUAUAAGCAGCAGAGCGUUUUUACAAUUCCGCAGAAAGAGUUUUGGGAUCGACUGAUCGACGAUGGUGAAAAUCCCGGUGAGGUUCAAGCGAGUGAUGGCGGCGAUGGACGAGGAGGCGCGUGGGCGGGUGUGCGAGAGCAGCGGCAGCGAGCACUCGCCGGCCGUCGAUCUCUCCGAUCUGAUCAAUUCGUUUAUUGAGAGGGACAAUGGGGCGGACGGAGGAGAUCGAGAGGCGGAUGGAAUGGAGAAAUUGGAGAGGGAGGAGUUUGAAUCGGAGCGUGGCGGCGGUGAUUGUUGGUCUGACUCCGAGAGGACCGGGAUUUUGCGGAGUCUGCUGGGGCUCGAGGUGUCGGGACUCGACGAAGAUGCGCGGAGAAAGCUUAGGGCGGAGGUAGAGCUUGCUUUCCGGUACGUGGGAGGGAGCUCGUCGCCGGACUUUAAGCGCCGGUUAAUGGCUCGGUUGCGCGAUAGGGGCUUCGAUGCCGGUCUUUGCAAAUCAAGGUGGGAAAAAACCAGCCGGUUCCCGGCGGGAACCUACGAGUACAUCGACGUAAAUGCCUCCGAAAAGCGAUAUAUCGUCGAAGCCCUUCUCGCUGGAGAAUUCGACAUAGCCCGGCCGACGAGCCAGUACACCGCGAUGCUCAACCUCUUCCCCACCAUCUUCGUCGGCGAAGCAGAUGAUCUCAAGCGCGUUGUGAAGCUGAUGUGCACGGCGAUCCGAGAGUCCAUGAAGAGCGCGGACACGCACGUGCCGCCCUGGAGAAGAAAUGGGUACAUGCAAUCCAAGUGGUCUGGUCCAGUCAAGCGGACGACUAACCCCCUUCCGUCCAGAAAGUCUCCGGAAUCCGAAGACACUUCUGCGGUGAAGCGAUCUGUGGGCUUCGAGGCCUCGCCGGCGGCGGGGGUACCUUAUUACUGCAGAGAUGGUUUUGGGAGGAAAGGGUUCAAUUGAGUGAGAGUUGGGCAUUUGGCAGCCAGCCUUGAAUGAAAAUUAAUUAAGGUAGUGAUAGGAAUCAUUUAAAUUUGUUUGUGUAAAUUUAAAAUAAAUUAAAUAUAAUUUUAUAUUAUAUUUUAUUAAAA